CCCAGAAAAAAAUGUCCGGCAAAACCAUUUCAGCACGGAUUGACAGCAGAAUGCCCAAGACGUUCCGCCCGCGUGCCGUCCCGCAAAAACCGCCCGCCGCCCGCUGCCAUUCGGCCGAGGUCAGCUGGACGAACAGCACCGCCGUGGACCACCGUCGACCUCGGACGGCAGCGCCCGGUGAAACGUCGGCGUCUCCGCCGAAGCAUUGCCACCGGUUGGGCCACGUUCCGGCGUACCUGCGCCGGAGUCAAGCCUCGUCGAUGGACGGGUCAGUGAGCAAGCUGGCAGGGAAAGAGCAGGAACGGAAGCCGACGGUGAUACCGCUGGUUCACAAGCUGGGGUCGAUUCCGGCCUAUUUGAGGACGAACCGGUCGUCUUCGGCUGGCGAAGAUCGUGAGGCGAAACCAGUUCAGAAGGGAAUGGUUACGAAGGACAAGAAGGCCACUUGCAGUAGUUCUGAGCAGAAUCUGGUUUUAGAAGAGGUUAGGAGUUUGCGUCAAGACCUCCGGCGGAGCAGUUCCAUUGGACUCUUCAUUAGUCCGGUAGAUCAAUCAAACGUAAUCAAACGACUGCAGCAAAAGUUGCUCAAAUCUAGGACGAUUAUCACAUCUUUAGAGAAAACGAUUAGAGUUCUCCAAGAGGAAAAUAAAAAACUAAAUUGUAUUGUGUAUGUAAGACUGACCCAAAUAAAGCAGAAGCAACAUGUUGAAGGAUCGGUCGAGGGAGUUCAAAAUAGAAUCUUGAACUUGCAUGAAGCGGAACUGGGCGAGGAUCUUCGAAGAAAACUGAAAUCGAACUGA
Culex pipiens pallens (northern house mosquito) is the source of this 800-nucleotide messenger RNA. RefSeq lists its product as uncharacterized. The transcript has 3 exons. Bases 12 to 800 code for a protein of 262 amino acids. Lineage: Eukaryota; Metazoa; Arthropoda; Insecta; Diptera; Culicidae. The record is from RefSeq and is a predicted model, not a curated record.